AUGGCUCCAAUGACGUCUGCGUCGGCAACAGGAACUUCGCCUUCAACAGCAUCUUCUGUUCCUUCGGCUGUGGCAGCUGCCGCGGCGGCCGCUGCGGCGGCGGCGGCGGCACGUAAACGAAGAGGCAAUCUGCCCAAAGAAUCCGUGAAACUACUGAGAUUGUGGCUGUACGAACAUCGUUACAACGCUUAUCCAAGCGAUCAGGAGAAAAUAUAUCUCAGCAAAGAAACGGGCUUGAGUGUUCUCCAAGUCUGUAACUGGUUCAUCAACGCUCGUCGUCGGAUCCUGCCGGAAAUGAUCCGCAAAGAGGGUCAGGACCCCAUGCAGUACACGAUCACUCGCAGGGUGGGUGCCGGCGGCGGGGCCAGCGCCAGUGGAAACGGCGGCGGAUCUCAAGGUGGCUCUCCGGCCGGCUCAAGCGCAUCCAGUCACAGGUCGGGCUCGUCGUCGUCUUCUUCGACGUCGUCGACAUCCUCUACAAAAUAUCCAUCGUCGAUCCAUCGCACCACGGCCAUACUUAACCACCAUUCAUACAUCGCUUCCCCGUCACCGAUGUCUUCGGCCGACGGCUCAGUCGAAGACGACGAGGACGACGACGCCGAGCUGGUCGAUUCCGACUCGGACAGGCUGAUGGACGAAGACGACUCGUCGUCGGACUCGCUCACUCGACGAGAUGGCCAGAUGCCGCUCAAACUCACAGCUCGCUGGCAAAGGAGUCACGAGCAAGAUCAGUGUUCUGGAAAACGCAAGAGACUUUCGGACGACGACGAGGAGUGCUCGGAUGACACCGGAAUCUACACUCCGUCGCCACCGCCGCCGUCUCCGAAACGUCAGCGAACCAAGCAAUCGAUAUCGUCGAUCCAGCACAAGGAGGAGUUCAAGAGUUUCUUGAUGCUUGUCGAAGUAGCCAUCCGUGAGCUCGACAAGCAGAAAAAUCUGUGA
Molecule: messenger RNA, 942 nt
Organism: Galendromus occidentalis (western predatory mite)
Lineage: Eukaryota; Metazoa; Arthropoda; Arachnida; Mesostigmata; Phytoseiidae
Product: homeobox protein TGIF2-like
Exons: 1
Coding region: 1-942 (313 amino acids)
Biological process (GO): regulation of DNA-templated transcription
Molecular function (GO): DNA binding
Source: RefSeq, a predicted model, not a curated record